GCUCUGCUUUGUGAAGGCACUGAUUGUUUGGUGAUGGUGGGGUAUUAAUUACAGCGCAGCAAUUUAUUACCCCGCCAGCGUCACAAUCGCAGCUCGGCCUUGGGAGGUCUCCAACAAUCAUCCAGAAUCUUCCAUGAUCUGGGAUAUAAUUCAGGACCCUCGACCCUCCAUCGCCUUGGACUGACGUUGAUCACCCACCCGGACUCACAGCCCUAGUGACAGCAACACUUCCACACGCCAAGAUGCCUGUCGACUACAGCAAAUGGGACAACCUCGAGCUCAGUGACGAUUCGGACAUUGAGGUCCACCCCAAUGUUGACAAGCGCUCCUUCAUCCGCGCCAAGCAGAACCAGAUUCACCAAGAGCGCCAGCAGCGACGCUUCGACAUUGAACGUCUCAAGUACGAACGAAUCAUCAACGAUGGCCUCCUCAAGCGCAUAUCGUCCCUCGUCGCGGCGCUCAAAGCCCACGCGCACGAAGCGACGAGCCGAAACCCCGGCGAGGUGGCCUUCCAGGCCGUGAUGGAAAGUGCGGGGAAACCGGAGGAGGACCAGCCGCCCAAGAGGCCCGAGGGUCUCCAGGCUGCCGAGGGCGAGGAGAACCCGACGUACUCCAAGAUGAUGGUGGCGUUGUUGGACCAGGUGAACAAGGCCCUGGACGAGAAGAAGCCCGAAGAUCGAUACACGGCCAUGACCGAGGAGGUGCAGAUGCACGAGAACAAGGUGCUGGAUCUGCAGAGGCAGCUGGAGGAAAAGCUCGCGGAGCUGGAGAAGGAGGAGAAGAGGAAGAUCACAAGCGACGCGUACCACACGGGCUUUGACAGCUCGCACGUGUCCAAGUCGACGCCGGAGGACAAGGCGAAGGAGGAAGCCGCGCAGAAGGGACAGCAAAACAAGCAACUGGAGCUGUUGAACCCAAACUUCAAGCCUGCCGACACGCAAAACAAAUCGACACCGGAUGAUGGAGAGGAGGAGGAAAUGGAAGCGUCACCGGAUGCCAAGAAGUUUGCUCAGUUCAAGACGAACGACUUUAGGGGCAGCGCGCAGUUCAUCAGUGAGCAUCCUCACAUACUGAAGGAGAGCGAGACGGACGGUCUCAUGGUGCUGGCGUUCGACGCCGCUCUCGAGAUGAAGGACGAGUACGCGCGGCAGUGCGUGCACCAGGCCCUGCUCCUUCAGUACUGCCGACAACUGGGCCGUGACGGCGUGUCGCUCUUCUUCAAGCGCAUCACCACAAAGGACCAUCAGGCGCAGCAGAUGUUCUACAAGGACGUGCAGGACACAUAUAUGCGCAUCCGCAACCGUGCCAGAGAGAUUGUGCGGGAACGGACGCUGGAGGAGCAGCAAGGUGGUGUCGAGCAGAUUCAGCUCCACGCCAUGGACGAGGGCACCGUGAUCAACAUCCGCAUCCCCGAGAAGGACAGCCAGGACGAUGAGGAGCAACGGGCGAGGAAGAUCUUUGAAGGUUUCUCAGCGGAGAUGCGCAAAGCGCUCGAGUCGGAGAGCCUGGACGAGGUGAACAAGGUUCUGGGCGAGAUGAAGGUUCCCGAGGCGGAGGCCAUGGUCGAGGCGUUUGGCGAGGCCAACAUUCUCAGUCUCGAGGAGAAGAUUAUCGACGCGACGACGGAGGAGGGUCAGAAGCAGCUCAAGGAGCUGGAAAAGGCCGCCGCCGCUGAGGAGAAGUACGACGAUCCCGAAUGAGGCAGUCACAACAGCAUAAGCUCAGAAUCCUGUAUACUACAGAGUUGUCGUCAGUCAAUGAGGAUCAAUCUAUCAGUACAGGAAAGUUAGCAAAGUGUCGAUACGAGGUCGAGAGCUUCACCGUGAGACGCAGAGGAUAAAAUGGAUAAAAAUAGGUUAUG
This is a messenger RNA of Emericellopsis atlantica, 1861 nucleotides long. RefSeq lists its product as uncharacterized. Gene Ontology annotation, cellular component: cytoplasm. Gene Ontology annotation, biological process: protein folding; protein stabilization. Lineage: Eukaryota; Fungi; Ascomycota; Sordariomycetes; Hypocreales; Bionectriaceae. Gene Ontology annotation, molecular function: protein-folding chaperone binding; protein kinase binding; heat shock protein binding. The transcript has 3 exons. The record is from RefSeq and is a predicted model, not a curated record. The coding region runs from base 243 to 1700 and encodes 485 amino acids.